This is a messenger RNA of Papilio polytes (common Mormon), 3934 nucleotides long. RefSeq names its product whirlin (gene dysc). Gene Ontology annotation, cellular component: stereocilium tip; cilium; stereocilia ankle link complex. Gene Ontology annotation, molecular function: protein binding. Lineage: Eukaryota; Metazoa; Arthropoda; Insecta; Lepidoptera; Papilionidae. The record is from RefSeq and is a predicted model, not a curated record. The transcript is spliced from 20 exons. The coding region runs from base 1 to 2805 and encodes 934 amino acids.
AUGGCCAUCGUAUUGAGCGGGAGGGCGAUCGGCAGUACGCGCAGCCGCGCCCUGUCCCUUGUGCCCCGCACCCCGCGCGCCCUGCCCGGCGCUCCAGCCGUCAGUAGCCCGCCGACAACAACAACAACAGCAUACGUGUAUCUGAUCGUUCCGGAGCCGUACGCUCGCACCAGUGCCGGUCGCGUGUUGUGCCUCACCACGGUCAGUCGGCUGGUGGGAGCGGCCGAGGUGUACGGCGAAGCUGUACGAGUGCCGCAAUCUGAUUAUGGCACACCUACUGAGCUACGGAAGUUAUGUUUCCCUUUAACACUAAUACCCGCUUUGACACAGAGAGGUGCCGGGGGCAUGAGGUCGGGGGAGGCGGGCGAGGGCUCGGAGCUGGCGGAGUUCGGCGCGCGCUGGCCGCCGCCCGGCGCGCACGGCUACGGCUGGCCGCGCCCCGCCACCCCGCAGCACCCGCCCGCGCACCACCUCGCACGGCACUCGCGCUCGCACCAGUGGUUGCAGGACAACCGGCAGGCGAGCUACGAGGCGGAGGACGCGCGGGUGCGGGGGCGCGGCGGCGUGUACUACUCGCCUCCGGGCACCUCCUAUACCAUCGUGGAGCGGCCGGCCUCCUCGCACGGCCACCACGCCCCCUACGCGCAUCACCACUACCCUGGCAAGCUAUCCCGCGCGCCCUACCUGGGCUCCUCCAACAUCGCGAAUAGUGCAGGUGCAACUAGCUUAAGGAACAGCACAAACCAUUUAAGCGCAACAAAUGGCAAGAAGCGGCCGAUAUCUCCGGAGCAGGUGCUGCGGCUGUUCGGCCAGGGCGGCGCGGCGGCGCUGGGCAAGGCGCUGCCGCCCUCGCACCCACCCGCACCGCUGCCAGCGCCUCUUCCGGCGCCCUUGCCUGCGCCGCUGCCCGCCCGGCGCCACUCGCCCGCCAGCAGCCCCAGUAGCACAACACACCAUGCGAUAUACCGUGGUGGGGAACGAGAGAGGCCGUACUCAUCAGGCGGCGCGGCGCCGGCGCUGGCCGAGCCUGCAACGCGCACCGUCACCAUGAGUCGUGAUCCCGCAGACUCGCACGGCUUCGGCAUUUGCGUCAAGGGCGGUAAGGAAGCAGGGGUGGGUGUGUACAUUUCCCGCGUGGAGGAAGGUUCGGUGGCGGAGCGCGCGGGCCUGCGCCCCGGGGACUCCAUCCUGCAGGUCAACGGCACACCCUUCUCAGGCAUCUCUCACGAGGAUGCCCUCAAGAUGCUGAAGUCGUGCCGUCAGCUGACGAUGACGGUGCGCACCGCGGGCGCGCUAGUGGGCCGCGCCUCCUGUUCCUGGAUGGACCGCUACGGCCGGCCCGCCUCGCCGCCGCCGCAGCGCCCUCUGCGUUCCGCCAGCAAGGAUCGCUCUAUACGCAGGGUGGACCUAUGCAUAGAACCAGGGCAGUCGUUGGGGCUGAUGAUCAGGGGUGGCCUGGAGUACAACCUGGGCAUCUACAUAACGGGCGUCGACAAGGACUCCGUCGCUGACAGAGCUGGCCUCAUGGUGGGGGAUCAGAUCCUAGAGGUGAACGGGCAGUCGUUCGUGGAGGUGACGCACGACGAGGCGGUGGCGCAGCUGAAGUACCACAAGCGCAUGUCUCUGCUGGUGCGCGACGUGGGCAAGGUGCCGCACGCCUGCACCGCCUACGGGGAACGUGAUGCUGCGCCCAGAAUAAGUGGGUGGGGCAAGCGUCGCGGCGCGGCGGCGGUGGCGGUGGAGCAGAAGGCGCGCUCGCUGCUGCCGGCCAGCGACCUGCCCGCGCUCGCCUACUACAUGGAGGAAUACGCGGCGCGCCGCCUCACGCCCGACGCCUUCCUCACCGUGCUGCGCGACCUGCUCGACACGCCGCAGAAGUACACUCUACUGACUGAGAUCCGGGAGUUCCUGGUGCCGGAGGAUAGGCCGCGGUUCGACGAGCUCGUAUACAGACGCGGCGACGAGGCAACUGAACAUCACAUAAAGCGCGGCGGCGAGCGUCACAUGCUGUCCUCCUCCACAAUGCACGAACUUCACGACCCGGAGGGGCCGGCGGAGGCACCGCUGGUCGUGGACCACCGCUCCCCCUCUGAGGACUCCGGUCUGGGUCUCCCACCACACGACCACGCAUACAGGAGCGGGCGGCCGUGGCGGGCCGACGCGCCGCCGCACGAGGACGACCUCGACGCACCACACGAGGAGUACGAAGAGGAGGGACGUCGGUCACGACGGCAUUCAUCACCGUGUAACUCCAGAGAGGGCAGCACUACCGCCCUGCACACACAACACUACGAUGAUACUGAUCAGGAGUUGGCCCAUAAGUUGUCGCGAAGCUUCGACAUGAAGGAAGAGGGCGGCGUGGGGGCGGGGGCGGAGGAGCGCGCCGGCAUGCGCCGGCACCAGUCGAUGCAGCGCCUGGCGCACGGUGAGACGCAACUCGAGGAGAGCCGCGCGGCGCGCGUGGUGCCCGACCACCACGGCAACCUGCACAUCACCGUUAAGAAGACUAAACCGAUACUCGGGAUAGCGAUAGAGGGCGGCGCCAAUACAAAACAUCCCCUGCCGAGAAUAAUCAAUAUACAUGAGCAUGGGGCGGCGUACGAGGCUGGGGGCCUGGAGGUGGGCCAGCUGAUCCUGGCGGUGGACGGUCACCGGGUGGAAGGCAUGCAACAUCAGGAUGUGGCCCGUCUUAUAGCGGAGUCCUUCGCCCAGAGAGAGAAACCGGAGAUCGAGUUUUUAGUCGUCGAAGCAAAGAAAUCCAACCUAGAACCAAAGCCGACAGCUCUAAUUUUUCUGGAGGCCUAACAUCUACUGUCCCUCCCCGCCAGCGACCCCCCGGCCGCGCUGGGCAGCGCGACGCCGGCGGUCGACCUCACCGCGCACACCACGGAAUAGCCAACUCCAACCUGCGCUGCCACAUGCUCUUCUAAGCCCGCGCUGCGUACUCGCGCGCGAAUCGCCGCCGCUCGGUGACUCUCCUUGGUGAACAACCGGGCGAGCCCGGCCGGCGGCGGCCUCGUGAGCGGCGAAAGCGAGAGGCACUCUACGCGGAAGACUCGAGUACGACGUAUACCGUUACCAACUUUUCUAACCUGACGUUGCAACGGACUGAUAUGAGAGAACAGGAUGGCGAUAUAAAGCAGGUGUAAAUAUGGCUACAAAAUUAAUGGCACGAGGGAGGCAAAUAAACUUAAUAUAACUCGACGAUUUGUCUUAAAACACUAAAAUGUAAUAUUGUUAAAUACACUGCCCAACUAAAUAGAAUACGUCAAUAAAUUAUCGUCCCUAUGAAGUAUUAUUACAUCGGGAAUCUUGUGGGUAGUGUCAAAAUUUUUGAACAUAUUUUUCUAGAUAGCGAUCAAAAUUGAUAGUAGUCGACGACUGAAUUUUGUAAAAUUUCAUGCGGUACAAUUAUUAUAAUUCGAUAAAAAUCACGUUAACCAACACAAUUAAAAAAAAAUCGGCGAUAGAUCAAUUUGUAGAUUCAAUUCCGCACUUUAAUAGAUCUAGAAAUUUAAAAAUCGAUAACAUAGAUCUAACUAAGUCUCAGUUUUGAAACGAAUCGUGCUAAUUUGUUAGAGUGGCAUUGGUGCUAUGGAAAUUAACUAGAAUGUCGGAAAAUUAAAGUUGUCAUUAUGAUAGUAGUCAGUAGGAAUCGAUUCGAGCUUGUAACGUCGCGCGGCAAGAUGUCCAUGUCACUCCACUCGCAGUCAUCCAUGUGCCAUGAGGGUUGCAACAAGGAAAGGUUCAUCCCAAUAUCAUCCCAGCUCGUUGUAUCGGGGGUAGAAGCGGCCGAGCGGGGCCCUAGCAUUGUCGUCAUUCGUAGAGCAGAGCUUGCAGCACAAGGCGCGCUCCUAAGCAGGCUAACUUUUUUUUAUUAUUUUUCUCUACAUUUUAAAUCUCAUUUAUGUUUUUUUAAUUUUAAAUUUUAUUU